AUGUACGCGACCGCUCUCCAGGCCCUCUGGACGGUCGUCCCGCUACUGGCGGCCACCGCCAAUGCCGCCACCCCGCUCUCCUUCGAGCCCGCAGGAGAUGCAGGAAUCAGCGCCCAGAUGAUGUUCCUCGGUACCAAGAACAAGGUCUACAUCCUUGACAAGUCUGAGAACAACCCCACCACGAUCGACGGCAAGUACGGAACGCACCCCGCUUGGGCUGUCGAGUAUGACAUCAAGACCCAGCAAGUGCGCACGAUGGAUGUCUACUCGAACACGUUCUGUGCCGGUGGAGCGGUUCUCGGAAACGGAACCUGGGCGGUUUUCGGCGGUAACCAGCCCGUCACCACCAACGGUGUUGCCACCAACGAGCCGGCCCAGUACAAGAACCUUGCGGGCGGUACCGCCAUCCGUCUCCUCGACCCCUGCGACGACGAGUCCUGCCAGUAUGUGCAGGGAGAGCAGACCUACGACAUCUCCAAGGACACUGGCGGCUACCUCCAGAUGACCGGCAAGCGAUGGUACCCGACCGUCGAGACCCUUCCCGACGGAACGUUGAUUGUUAUCGGUGGUGACAAGAAUGGUGGAUAUGUCAACACUGCUGCGCAGGACAAUCCGACGUACGAGUUCUUCCCUCCCAACGACGAGGGCGCCGUCAACCUCCAGUUCCUUACCGACACCCUUCCCGUCAACCUGUAUGCCCUCACCUGGCUGCUCCCCUCGGGCAAGCUCUUCAUGCAGGCCGCCCGCAAGACCAUCAUCUACGACUACAAGACCAAGGAGGUCACCUGGCUCCCGGACAUGCCGCACGCCACUCGUGUCUACCCGGCCUCGGCUGCCACUGCGAUGCUCCCCCUGACGCCUCGCAACAACUACAACCCGACCCUCCUGUUCUGUGGCGGUUCGUCCACUGACAAGUGGGGAGAUGAUGGUGGCCCUCACUACAACGUCACCGCUGUCCCCGCCGACAACACCUGUGUCCGCAUCACGCCCGAGGGCACCUCCAACCCGCAGUACGAGGACGACGACUACCAGAUGGAGGGACGCUCGAUGGGCCAGUUUGUCAUGCUUCCUGACGGAACCAUGUGGCACGGUAACGGUGUCGCCAUGGGCACCGCUGGCUACGGAUGGGACAAGUACUCGAUUGGACAGUCGUUCGGCCAGGACCCCAUCUAUGUUCCGACUAUCUACAACCCCGAUGCCCCCGCGGGUUCGCGCUGGAACCGCACUGGCCUCCAGUCCUCGCCGAACGAGCGCAUGUACCACUCGACUGCCAUCCUGCUCCCGGACUCGUCUGUUCUCAUUGCCGGCUCGAACCCGAACGCCGACUUUACCAACGAGCAGUGGCGCUCGCGCACCGACCUCGAGCUCUGGUACCCGUGGUACUUUAACGAGCAGCGUCCUUCGUCUGCCGGCCUCCCCAAGACGUUCAGCUACGGUGGCGAGGGCUUCAACCUCACCCUCACUGAUAUCUGGGUCACGAGCGAGGAGAAGGUCAAGACUGCCAAGGUUGUCCUGAUCCGCGGCGGCUUCAACACGCACGCGAUCGGUUUUGGCCAGCGCAUGCUCGAGCUCAACUCGACGUACAUCAUGGACCAGUCGCAGGACAACAAGACGACGCUCUGCGUCUCGCAGCUCCCCGGCGACGUCGGACCGAUGGUCUUCCAGCCCGGUCCCGCCCUCGCCUUCGUUGUUGUCGACGGUAUUCCCUCGCACGGCGAGAUGGUCAUGGUCGGCAACGGCCAGCUGGGCGAGCAGCCCACCAAGCCGAACGCACCCCUGCCCGCGUCGACAGUGAUUCCCAAGCCUGAGCCUCCCAAGCCGACCGAGGACCAGCAGCAGAACGCGGCCGCGUCCGAGCCCUCGACGACGAGCGACUCCAAGGCGAGCGCGCCCUCGGAUGCGCGCAAGAGCGGCGCCCUCCCCCUCGUGUCGGGCAUCACGACGGCGCUCUUCGGCCUCCUCCUCGCCCCCCUCCUUCUGUAA
Molecule: messenger RNA, 1983 nt
Organism: Trichosporon asahii var. asahii CBS 2479
Lineage: Eukaryota; Fungi; Basidiomycota; Tremellomycetes; Trichosporonales; Trichosporonaceae
Exons: 4
Coding region: 1-1983 (660 amino acids)
Source: RefSeq, a predicted model, not a curated record